Messenger RNA from Staurois parvus, 969 nucleotides. NCBI's taxonomy places the organism in Eukaryota, Metazoa, Chordata, Amphibia, Anura, Ranidae. The record is from the annotation of a GenBank genome assembly.
AUGGAGUUCUGGAUCACUGAAACCAAUCAUACUGUCCACAGUAACAGUUCCAAUCUGGCAAUUGGCUUCACAUCUUCUGCCAUAUCUGUUAUUUUGUUUGGCUCAAAUUUUGUGCCGGUGAAGAAGUUUGACACUGGAGAUGGUAUGUUCUUCCAGUGGAUUCUCUGUGCUUCUAUAUGGAUAGUUGCUUUAGUGGCGAACCUGAUCUUGCGCUGUCCAAAAUUCUGGCCUCUUGCUAUGGUUGGAGGCUGUGUAUGGGCAACAGGAAAUAUUACAGUUGUUCCAAUUGUGAAAACCGUAGGACUUGGGUUAGGCCUUCUUCUAUGGGCUUCCACCAAUCUUCUCACUGGCUGGGCAAGUUCAAGAUUUGGCAUGUUUGGAAUAGAUCCAGAAGUAGUUCACAGGCCGUAUUUAAACUAUGCAGGAGCCGGACUUUCGGCAAUAAGUGCAGUUAUUUUCCUCUUUGUGAAAACUGAUGUUAUAUCUGUUACGUCUGAACCAGACACCACUCCAAUUCUAAGGGACAAACAGAUCAAUUCAGAGGAGGACAUGCCAUCAGAUGAGUCAUGGUUAGACAAAUUAUCACCUUUACAAGGACGAAUAAUAGGCUCAGUGAUGGCAAUUUUUGCCGGGGUCCUUUAUGGCUCCUGUUUUAUUCCUGUCCUCUAUAUCAAAGACCACAGCAAGCGAAAUGACAGCAUGUAUGCUGGAGCAAGCCAAUUUGAUUUAGAUUAUGUGUUUGCACACUACAGUGGAAUUUUUGUCACCAGCACCGUUUAUUUUCUUAUCUACUGUGCGGUUAUGAAAAAUCGUCCUAAAGUUUAUCCAAAAGCAAUAUUGCCUGGUUUUAUCUCUGGCUGCCUAUGGGCAAUAGCAAACUGCUGCUGGUUCCUGGCUAAUACCUACCUCAGUGCUGUGGUCAGCUUUCCAAUAAUCACUGCGUUUAGUUUAAAAAUUGAUCAUUUGUAA